AUGUACGUCAUUGCCGGAAUUACCGAAAAAGGCGAGCUUAUUUGCUCGGGCGUGGUUGUCGCUACCGGUGAUGAUGGUACCACUGUGAAGCCAGUCCACCAUGUUCCCUCUGUACAUAAAUUCGAAGCUGAAGACUGGUCUGGUGAGCAUGCAGAGCAUCAUCAGGAGCAGGAAGCUCGUCGAGUUUCUUUCACAGCAGGACCUGCAGAAGGAGAUACGCCUUCUGCGGGUGCGCACGACGAGGACACGCCUAUUGCAAGCAGCGCGCAGUUCGAACGCAAUCGCAGCGCCUCACUGGCCGAGGCUUUACAACACAUCGAUCCGAAAGGCGUUCCGCAGGUUGGCUUUUUUCAUCCGUCCAGUUCGAUCCCGAUAUUGGAAGCAGAAGAAAGUGGAGAAGCCGCUUCUGGAACUUCUGGAGCUAGCCAACCCUUCUCCACUCCCGCAAGCACAACUGAAUCCACAACAAAACCCUCCACUGAGCCCAAAACUGAAACUGCCACAUCGGAAGCAGGGUUUACCUCAGCAUCAGAUCUACCACCAAGUGGCGAAACUGAACGUCUGUUGACAAAUCUCCUAUUCACUCUACAUUCACUCAAAAUGGGCUCUCCAGACCGCCAUGCUGAAGCAGUGAACCGACUCAAAGAGUUGGAAGAAGAACUGCGAGCAGCCGGUGCUGUAACGCCAGCCGAUCCAGCUGUGGCCGAUGCUGUAGCUCGGGCACUUACAGCCGCUGGACCAGGCAGGGACAUUCAGAUACGUGUAAAUCAAAGCAGACAUACGACUACGACGAAAACAGUCUAUGAGACGGAAACACCCGGAAUGGUUGGUCUGGAUCCGGAGAAGAUUCGAGAGUUGCAUCAACAGAUGCUCAGCAGCUUGAGUAGGCAAAAUUCCUAA
Messenger RNA from Cylicostephanus goldi, 900 nucleotides. Lineage: Eukaryota; Metazoa; Nematoda; Chromadorea; Rhabditida; Strongylidae. The record is from the annotation of a GenBank genome assembly.